AUGGCGGAUUCGCCGCCGCCGAAACCUGAACCACAACAACAACAACAAUCAGUGAGAUCUUCGAGAGUUCAACUUCCACGAUAUACUUCAAUCGAUUUGGAAAAUGAAUUACCAGAAAUUUAUAAGUGAGUUUUUUGAUGUUUGGCUUCUUUUUCAAAAUCAGUUGACUUGAAAUUGGAAACUUGAUUUUCCGGUGAUCAAAAGCCAAAUUUUUUAUUCCAGCACAUCUUUGAAUCCAAAUCUUCACGAUCCAGAUAUGACAAUGUUUUUCAAUCGAAAUUUGCCACCAUUUCAUUCAAAUUGGUCGAAACGUCACAGUCCUCCUCCAAUGUAUCAAUCGAGAUCGAGUAAGUAAAAACAACUAUUUUGACCAAAAUCCGAUUAUUGUUGUUUUCAGAAUCCGGCAGUAAUUCAUCGAUUCAAUCAUCAACUCCAUCAACAAAAAACAAGAAAAUAUUUUCUCGAAAUUGUUUAGCGGGAGGAUUCUUAUGUGUAUUUAUAGUAACUCCAAUUCUUAUUCUUCUCGUGUUUUAUAUUAUUCCUCGAAUUGUAGUUGUAGAUAAUCAACCAUUUCAAAUAAAUCAGUUUUGA
Messenger RNA from Caenorhabditis angaria, 591 nucleotides. The record is from the annotation of a GenBank genome assembly. Lineage: Eukaryota; Metazoa; Nematoda; Chromadorea; Rhabditida; Rhabditidae.